Messenger RNA from Ceratosolen solmsi marchali, 1360 nucleotides. It is a transcript of the gene Tis11, whose product is annotated as Tis11 zinc finger protein. Gene Ontology annotation, molecular function: metal ion binding; mRNA binding. The transcript has 3 exons. The coding region runs from base 239 to 1360 and encodes 373 amino acids. The record is from RefSeq and is a predicted model, not a curated record. NCBI's taxonomy places the organism in Eukaryota, Metazoa, Arthropoda, Insecta, Hymenoptera, Agaonidae.
GAAAGAGAAAGAGAGAGAGAGAGAGAGAGAGAGUGUGUGUGUGUGUGACCGAGACCGACUCGCUCUCUGGUUUCUCGAUGAGUCCGCGUUGAAGAGAGAUCGAGAGUGUUGAUCGAGCUGUAUAGUGUUUCGGAGCUAUUACUACACUGGACGGAGAACCCGGGCAACAUUUUACGGCCACAGACGCAAGGGUUUGCUUCGAAAUUUUAGUGUUUUUGUGCAGAAAGCUGGAAGAAACAUGUCGACGGCAGUCAUGAGCAGUCCGAUGUUCGAGUGCGGUGAACUCUUCAAGAGCCCCAGUGCUACCAAACCGAAGGAUGGGCAGAGCGGCGCGCAGUCUGGAGUCGUCCCCGGCGGCGUCCCUACGAACGGUCUCGCACCUUUGCGACGCAGUUACACCAGCCUGGUAAGCCUCAUCGAGCAGCAUCGUAAGCUCGAUCGUAGCGUUAGCGAGCCAACCUCGCGCUACAAGACGGAGCUCUGCCGGCCCUUCGAGGAAAGCGGUAGCUGCAAGUACGGCGACAAGUGCCAGUUCGCCCACGGCUAUAGCGAACUGCGCAAUCUUGCGCGCCAUCCUAAGUACAAGACCGAGCUCUGCCGCACAUUCCACAAGAUUGGCUUCUGUCCGUAUGGGCCACGCUGUCACUUUGUGCAUAACUUCGAGGAGGCGCGUAUCCACAAUUUGAAGGUGAGUGCCCAGUUGGGACAGCCUCAGCCGAGCAUCGUGGGCUUAGGCCCAUUAUUGCAGCCCGCAGCUACGGCUCUUAGCGUCAACGUCAGCCUCCUCGAGCAACUGGCGGCCUCUCCGCAAUUGGCUGCUGCCGUGGCCGCAGCCUCGUCGCCGCUCGCGCGUGCCGGCACCCUGGGUCUGCCAGGGCCCACAUCUCUGUACGCUCAACAACCGCAUACCACGGCUCAGCAGCAGCAACAACAACAGCAACAACAGCAGCAGCAUCAGCAUCAACAGCAUCAGAUGCCCGCAGCCCAAAGGCCCCAGCCACUCAACCUCUCGCCGACGUUCUCUCUUGGUAGCGCCGCCGAUUCGGUGUCGCCCUCUUCGAGCCUCAGCCAGUCACCGACCAACUCGAUGGCCAGCUUCUUCAGUGACGAGCCGCAAGCGGGCCUGGCCGCGAUGGCCUUCGGUUUCGGCCAAGAUUUUGGGUUGCUAAGCGCGCGGCAGAGUCCCAGCCCCCAGGCGGCACUGGACGAGCUCUCGCCGCGCACACCCUCGCCAAUUUCCCCGAAUGCCGCGUCUCGGCUGCCCGUCUUCCACCGGCGGAUCUCGAGCAGCUCAAGAUCUAGGCUUUCGCUUUCAUGCGAUUCCGAGGGGCCGAGCACUCGCGGACGAAGGCGAGAGUGA